Messenger RNA from Danaus chrysippus (African queen), 516 nucleotides. Lineage: Eukaryota; Metazoa; Arthropoda; Insecta; Lepidoptera; Nymphalidae. The record is from the annotation of a GenBank genome assembly.
CUGUAUCGUGUAUCGUGUAAACUGCAAACUGUAUCGUGUAAACGGCGAACUGUAUCGUGUAAACUGCAAACUGUAUCGUGUAAACUGCAAACUGUAUCGUGUAAACUGCAAACUGUAUCGUGUAAACUGCAAACUGUAUCGUGUAAACUGCAAACUGUAUCGUGUAAACUGCAAACUGUAUCGUGUAAACUGCAAACUGUAUCGUGUAAACGGCAAACUGUAUCUCGUGUAAACUGCAAACUGUAUCGUGUAUCGUGUAAACUGCAAACUGUAUCGUGUAAACUGCAAACUGUAUCGUGUAAACUGCAAACUGUAUCGUGUAAACGGCAAACUGUAUCUCGUGUAAACUGCAAACUGUAUCGUGUAUCGUGUAAACUGCAAACUGUAUCGUGUAAACUGCAAACUGUAUCGUGUAAACUGCAAACUGUAUCGUGUAAACGGCAAACUGUAUCUCGUGUAAACUGCAAACUGUAUCGUGUAUCGUGUAAACGGCAAACUGUAUCGUGUAUAGUGUAA